Humulus lupulus (European hop) is the source of this 4448-nucleotide messenger RNA. RefSeq lists its product as uncharacterized. NCBI's taxonomy places the organism in Eukaryota, Viridiplantae, Streptophyta, Magnoliopsida, Rosales, Cannabaceae. The transcript has 17 exons. The coding region runs from base 445 to 4194 and encodes 1249 amino acids. The record is from RefSeq and is a predicted model, not a curated record.
GUUAAGUGUGUAUAUAUGUAUAUAUACUGUAGAACUCAACCAUCUCCCGCUUCAAUCCUGUUCUUUUUUCCCCUUUUAUCUUUGUCCGUACAACUUUUAUGAUCUGCUCCUUUCUCGACUCCGUUGAAUCUCAGGGUUUUCGGUCUUCAGCUCUUCGAGCUAUGCUUAGAUUCGAUUGUACCCCCUAAAAUCAAAGACAGUGCUUUCUCUUCAUUUCCCCAAGUAUUGUGAAUUUCUCCUAAUUCACAGAGAAAGCCUCAAACCCCUAAAUAAAGUCUCUAUCUAUCAAAUUGGGUCCUCCGGUCAACCCGAUUCGCGGGUUCCAUGCUCUUUGUCGCUAUCAGGGAAAUUAGAAAGGAAACAUUGAUCGAAGUUCAUUUCAGAUAAGGUUUCUUGAACUAGUUGCAGCUGGUAUUGAAGCCUUUCGAGGCAUUAAUAAAAACAAUGUUAAGCUCUGGAAAUAAUUUAAGUAGGAGUACCGCAGCAUCCUCCAAUGUGCCACCAUUGCCUCAAUGUUUGCCAUUAGAGCCUAUUUCGUUGGGAAAUCCAAAAUAUCCACGCCCAGGAGAAUUAAGGCGGGCUCUUGGUGUUCCCAGUACUUCCGAGAAUCAUUCUUUCGGAGCUUCUCAUCCUAAAGCUCCAGCUCCAGUUGGAAAGGAUGAAAUAAAGCACUUAAAAGAAACUGUGCAAGAUGCCUCUAAGAAGGCCAGGGAUAGGGUAAAAAUGUUUGAUGAUUCACUGUUCAAAUUGGACAAGUAUAAAGAAGCAUUAACUUCAAAGAAGCGGCAAAGAAGCGAUCUUUUAUCGAGUGAGAGGUCCAGCGGAAUAAAUUUAAUAAAAGGUGGGAGCCAGAUUCAUAGAACUUCUCAUGACACCAUGGUCCAAAGAAUGGAAGACAGAGCAAAGAAUGGCUUGUUGAAUAAGCGCAUUCGGACAUCAGUUGCAGAUCAACGGGCAGACAGUCGGUCAAGCAUCACCUCAAGGCAGCAAAUGUUUGCAGAUAAGGAUGGGACCCUUCAGCCUGUCAGUGGGAGCUCUGGAAGAAUUGAAGAAAAGACUCGCAGAUUGCUUGCUGGGGGUGAAGGUUUGGAUCAAAAGAUUAAAAAGAAACGCUCUGUGGGAUCUGUAGGUAGCAGACUUAUCAAUGCCGAUAGGGAUAUAAAACGUGCUGCUCAUUCAAAGCUGACUGCAGAGGCUAAAUUACGAUCUUGUGAUACUCAUGGUUUCAGAUUGAAAUCUUCGGCUGGAGUUGGUGGAAUCAACAAGUUAGAUAACUCAUAUGAGCCCAGUAAUUCAGAUUCCAGUACAGUUCACAAGAGUGAGCACGAGAGUACCACACUUUCAAGGGAUCGUAUGCCCGUUUUAGAGCAGCAGAACAGUUUGAUUAAAGGAAGCAACAAGCCCAACAUGCAACAAAAUAACUCUGUAGCCAGUCCUAGUCCAGUUCCGAAAGGAAAGGUUUCCAAGGUACAACGGAUUAGUUCUGUAAUGGCUCUAGAUUCAUCUCCCAGUGCUCGACCAUCUGGAACUUUCCAAGGAUGUGAACAGCCAACUGUUUUAAGUAAAGCUGCAGUGUCGGGUAUUGCUGUUAAUCAGAAACGCCAGGUAUCUAUAGGUUCACCUAUACAUCCUAUGACUCAGUGGGGUGGUCAGAGACCACAUAAAAAUUCGCGUGCAAGGCGAACAAAUUUAGUUUCUCCUGUUUCCACCCAUGUUGAAACUCAGAUUUCAUCUCAAGGCUUUGGUACUUCUGAGUUUAUUGCAAGAACUUCCUCUGUUGGAACUACUGGAUCUGUGCUGGUGAGUGAUGUAGAUAAUACUAGCCCAAAAUUUAAAAGUGAAACUGAGAAUGCCACAUCAUUAUAUGGGUUAUCUGAAAGUGAAGAAUCAGGAGCUGGGGAAAAUAUGUUAAAAGAGAGGAAAAUUAACAGUGGGGAAGCUUCAUUGACCACCUCUCAUAAAGUUGGAGGUUUUGUAUUGCCUAUGAAGAAGAAUAAACUUCUAGUUAAUGAAGGUGGAUAUGGUAUGCAAAGACCCGGAAGAAAUGGAAGAGGACCAUCCUUGUCAAGACCAGGAAUUCCUCCAGUGAAGGAGAAGUCUAAGAAGAUACUAGCAACAGAGCCAAAUCAAGAUGUGAUGCUCUCUCCUGAUAAAAAUAGAAGUAAAACAGGCCGUCCACCGUCAAAAAAGCUGAAAGAGCGCAAGAAUCUGACUCGUCUUCGACCAAUGCUAUCUAAUGGCAGCUCAGAUUGCACAGGUGAAUCUGAUGAUGAUCAUGAAGAACUUUAUUCAGCUGCCAAAUACGCUCGUAAUUCUAGCACUCUUGCCUGUUCUAGUGCAUUUUGGAAGAACAUAGAAUGCAUUUUUGCAUCUAUAAGCUCAGAAGAUGCAUCCUACUUGAAGCAAGAGCUAAGUGUUGCCGAGGAGCUUGAGAAGAGUUUGUCCCCAAUGUUUGUCGAUGAAUUCAAAGUUUUGGGUGUUUCCGAUGAGGGAUUUGAAAAUUGUUCUGCGAACAGAUUCGAUGCUGUGUGUGGAAAAUCUGACAGGAGAAGGUUUGAUAAGGUCACUCCAUUGUACCAAAGGGUUCUUUCUGCUUUGAUAGAAGAAGAUGAAGGUGAUGAUUUUUUUCACCAGAGUGAAGGAAAAAUCACCUAUUUGCAAUAUGCUAGUGAUGAUUCUCAUUGUGGCUCAUGUAACCAAAUUGACAUUGAAUCCAAAGAUAAGGAUAGAAUUGAAAGUGAGGUAGAGUCAAAUCUUGGUUUUCAGUCGCAGAAAAACUGCUUGAUGGACAGACUUUCUUGUGAUAGUAGUGCUGCAACUAACACAUUAAGGAAUCGUGGAUAUUCAAGUUCUUUACACAGCAAUGAGCAGUAUCAUGGAGACUAUGAUCUUUUACAUUCUGAUGUGGUGCAUGUUGGUGAAAUAAGUUCGAAUAAUUUCGGUCAACUACAAUCUCGAGAUAUGGAAACUGCUGGCUUUCCUCCAUCUGACUGCCAGUAUCAGUCAAUGUCUGUAAAUGACAAGAUCCUCUUGGAGCUUCAGAGUAUUGGCUUAUCUCCAGAGAUACUGCCUGAUCUGACAGAGGGAGAGGAAGUUAUUAACGACGAUAUAAUGGAACUCAAGGAACAGCUUCAUGAACAGGUUGCUAGAAAGAAGAGAAAUAUGGGGAUAAUUGAUAAAGCUGUUCAGAAAGGGAGAGAUGUGGAAAGACGGAAAAUUGAACAAGUAGCAAUGGACAAACUGAUUGAAAUGGCCUACAGAAAACGAACGGCGUUCCGUGGUAAUAAUGCUUCAAAGGGCGCUGUCCGCAAAGUUCCGAAACAAGUUGCAUCAGCUUUUGUCAAACGUACACUUAACCGAUGUCUGAAUUUUGAGGAACAUGGCAAAAGUUGCUUUAGUGAUCCUGCACUUCAGGGUGUAUUGUUUUCUUCACCUUUGUCCAACAACGAUACGAAAUCUGUCGAAUGCAUUGGAUCAGGAACUGCUAGCAACACGUGCAAUGAAGUUUCGUAUCAACCGGAAGCUAGAGGAGCAGGUGGGGUUUCUUGUGCGUUCGAAAGACAUGAAUCCCAUAGUGAUAAUCUUGAUAGAGGUUCAUCAGAGGGUCUUCCAACCGGUAUCCACUCCUCCGAGCGAGCUUCUUACAACCACGGCUUCACUCCCAACAGAGUGAAGAAGAGGGAAGCCCUGAUCGACGACGUUGUUGGAAGUGCUUCUUCGAGGGUGACUUCAGCUUUCGACUGCACUAUUCCCGAGGUAAAGGGAAAGAGAAGCGAUCGAGAUAACUUAAGAACCAGUUCUCUGUCUGGAGGCGGGCGCUCGUCUUUGGACAGCUCCCAAACCGAGCGCAAAACAAAAACAAAGUUGAAGCAAAAGAAUAAUACUCAAAACGGCAGGUUCAUGGAAUCAACAGACCCUUCCGGUGGAUCAAGUCAGUCGAUGAUCAAUGGCAAUAGAAAAAACGAAUCGACAUUGCCCAGAAAUACAUCGAAAGAUCCAGUGGAACCCGCGGUUUUUCCUAAUUUACAGUUGAAUGAAAUAGAUCCGAUGGAAGAGCUAGAGGUCUCCCGCGACCUCGGCGGAAAUCAAGAUCUGAGUACAUGGUUGAACUUUGAAGAAGAUGGGUUGAUGGACCAUGACUCCAUUGGUCUGGAAAUACCAAUGGAUGAUCUUGCAGAGUUGCAGUUUAUUUAGUCAGUCGAUGUAUUAGUACACAACACAGUACAACCAAUAAAAGAAAACCCAAAAUUUUUAUUAAAAAAAGAAAAAGGAGAGAGAGAGAGAGAGUAGAAAUUAAUUAGAAGAUUGUAAAUAUAAUUUUUAGAGUUUGAAGGAGUAUUAUCCUUGGAUAUCUGAAAUUCAGUGGCAAGGAUCAUACUACUUCUUCUCAUGAUACUGUCUGUAUUUGUAUAACAGCUCUCAUAUAAGGAAAGUUUCUACUGAUUUCA